AUGAACCAUGCAUCUGAUCACAGUUUGUUUGUGUCGAUAGAAUACAUCUCAAGAGAGAACCAAGACAUACCGAUGGAUUUUCACAGUGCAACAGACCGGAAUGCACAGACACUCUUCCUCACAGAGAUGCUUCGAGGUAUUUUGUUAUCAUCUCAGGUGUUACAUAAGCUUAGUAAUCAUCUGUAAUAUUUAUCCAGACGACAACAAUAAAAGAAAAUCAAUCAUUGAUUUUAAUCAAUAUCAUCAAUAAAAAUCAAUAAAAAUCUAUUGGUUAAUUUUGAUUGGCUUAGCCAAUCAAUAAAAAUCGUUUAUCACUCACCAAUGCGUCUAAACGUUAUUGAUUUUCAUUGAUUGCUAUUGAUAAUCAAUAGCUGAUAGUGCAACAGUAAAAACCCAGGUAGGCAUUUGCUUAAAUGCCGCUAUGUCUGUGGAAAUUUCUAUUUCCUGUGUAGUCAAGGGGUACCACCACCAGUGUUUUCCGUUUCCAAGAAGAGGGGAGAAAAUGGUAACACAUUCAAAGAAAGCACAAUGAGUGACAUUUUAGUUUUCCAAUAAAAGCCAAUAAAAUCAGUGUAAAUUAAUAAAAAUCGAAAAUCACUCAAGACUGCGGCUUUGAUUUUUAUUGAUUUUCAAUAUCAAUCAAUUAAUGGCUAUUGAUUUUUAUUGACUAUUGUUGAUGCUAUUGAUUAUUGAUUUUGAUUGGCUGGUAUCAUCUGGUAUUUUUGUAUGCUUUUCAAGUUCAGCCAUCCUCCGAUUGUUAUCAAAUCAGGUAUGAGGGGAUGUCAUUCACAGUUUUCCUUACUGCAAUGGGUGAUUCCAGAAAGUAUCCAUACCCUACCACGGGUGGCAUGAGUAUUUUAACCCCCCCUUGCCCUCGGAAAUUCCAAAAUGCUUAUCCCCCCCUUGCCCUCCGAAUUCCAAAAUCGCUAACCCCUCCUCUCCUCCGGAAUUUUCCACUUUUGUUUCAGACCCUUUGGAAUUCCUGUUCGUCUGCCUAAAUCUUCAAACGAACGAGAAACUUGCACUUUUUCCCUCUGCAAAAGAAUUUUGUUCACAAUUUUUAGUCAGACGAUCAAAAAACUCGAGUUUGUUAACGUUAUUAGUACACUGUAGCUAUUCCUUCUAAGCAUUAUCAUUAUCAAAUAUACGUCCGUUUAAGGAUAUCAGCUCCUGGAAUAAAUAGUUAUUUCAAGGAAAAAUAACUAUUUAGAACUGAAUGAUCAAAACACUUGUGCAUAAACAGUUUUGAAUUAAACAGCGCAUCAAAAGGCACGCUGUUGGAUUUUACUACCUACAUGUUGGCGUGAAAAUCGGCGUGAAAUACAAAAUCUGUCAGGCGUUCUAUUUGGAAACGAGAGACUGGUGCGAGUUUUCAGCACGCAACAACACAUCGGCGAUCGACAAUCGGCGAGAAACACCGACUUGGUUAUAUUUUUAUUAAUCAGUUGACUAAUUCAUCAACUUUAAGGCCUCUUCGAUGUGGAGCUUGCAGCAAAAACCCAUCUGCUUACCCAUCUGCAUGAACGCAUAUUUCUUCCGUGGUCGGUUCAUGCUUCAUUUACAAACUGGGAAUGUUAACAGGUCAGCGAUUUCAAGCGGAGCUUUCGCCGUCUUUCCUCUGGAAAUUCACUGAAUUCAGAGCUGAAACACCCCCCCAUGCCUUUGGAAUUCCAAACUGCGAUACCCCCCCACGUCUUCGGAAUUCCAGUCCAAUAAACCCCUCCUCUCCCUCGGAAUUCCAAGAUGCCGCCCGUGGUAUGGUAUGGAUAUUUUCUGGAAUCACCCAAUGUGGGACCUGAAGUGUCCAGAUAUUUCCUUGUAACCUCUUACAUUACACACUCCUUUCUACUAAAUUCCAUACAGGUAAACAAUGAACAUGAAUGGAGUGUUAAAAAAACGCAUGUAUUUAAUAAAUCACUCACUUUAUAAUUAUUACUAGAAAUAACCAAAGGCGAGGUAGAUGCAAGGUGUUUCAGGUUUCUUAUCAAAGGUCAAACGCUCUGGCUCCAACGCUGGUGUUUGCAUACAGUUCACAUGAUAAUAGGUCAAAAUGCCUCUGAUCAGAAUAGCGUUUGGACAAAUGACAUCAUAAAUUUCAAGUCCCUGCUGUGACUCAGACAUUAAACCUGAUCCAUAUAAGAAUUUUGUAUGGGAAAGUCUUGUCCGCCUGCAAAUUUACGUCGUCUUUGAAGUUUUUUAUUCUCAAAAGAAAUAAAUCCCAGUAUGGUUGUGAUAAUAACCUGAUCCAUAUAAGAAUUUUGUAUGGGAAAGUCUUGUCCGCCUGCAAAUUUAUGUCGUCUUUGAAGUUUUUUAUUCUCAAAAGAAAUAAAUCCCAGUAUGGUUGUGAUAAUAUAUAUCUUGAAAAUAAUUAAGGUACGUGUGCCAAGACUAUGUUAAACAUGGAAAUAAAUGUACAGAUGAAACUCUGUUUUAUACCUAUGCUCAGAUAUGAAGGUGUCAAAAUUCACUUACAAGCAAACAGUGACUUACAGUAUCAUAUUCUUUUCCUCAAAGGUCUUGGUAUGACUUUGAGCAAAUUUUUUCAAGAACCAGCAACCAUCAAUUACCCUUUUGAGAAAGGACCACUCAGCCCCCGCUUCAGAGGAGAGCAUGCCCUGAGGAGGUACCCUUCUGGAGAAGAGAGGUGCAUUGCUUGUAAGCUGUGUGAAGCCAUUUGUCCUGCCCAGGUGGGAUACUAGAAUUUGUUUGAGAAGGAACUAUAGUAAAUAGAAUGUUGGGAAAAGUGUUCACAUGAAGUAGGAAAAUAUCAUGUCACUUUAUGUUCCUAGUACUCCAGUUCGGGGAAGAAAAGAAAAUACUGGUAGUUUAAAUUUGCUGGUAAAUAUAUUUUUUAAGCAGAGUCUAUAAUUCUUCUCAUUUAGGAAAGUGUUAACAGCGUGCAAAGAAAAUGAUGUCCGAUUGUCUGGAGGCUAGUGGAUUUUGCUUUUGGGGCUGGUGAAUUCUGUUCUCAACUUGCCCGAUCGUGGGGGGAAUUCAAAUUACAGAAGAACUGUAAUCAAUCCUGCUCAUCAACUUUUUUGCGAGCUAGUUUAAACGACUUUCUGGCUAGUACAUGCUAGCUAGAGCUUGCCAAAUGGCAAGCUGUAAAACUGACUUUGUUUGCACCGUGGUUGAGCUUGCAUCAUUGUUAUUUUGUUCUGCUGCACUUUAUAGGCAAUUACCAUUGAGGCAGAACCUCGAGCUGAUGGGAGUCGCCGCACAACACGCUAUGACAUUGACAUGACUAAGUGCAUUUAUUGUGGCUUUUGUCAAGAGGCAUGUCCUGUGGAUGCCAUAGUGGAGGUAUUUGAAAGAAACCAAUCAAUCCUAAGCUUCUUAAAUCUCUCAAAAGUAACCGUAAGAGAUACUAUAUUUCAGCAUCAAUGGAAUAAAGGGGUUAAAGCUUAAAUAGAAAUUGAGUAGCUGCAUCAGUGGGACAUUGAAACACAAAAUUUGUCACUCAAAUAAAACUAAAUAUUUCAUAUUUAGUUUUAUUAGAGUGAUUUUACGUAACGCGUGAAAUAGCUAGUAGAAUACUAUGCACUAUUAUGCACUAUUAUGUGUUCUUUUGUUUACCUGUUGCUAUUUUGCACCAGUUGUUUGUAUCUGUUUCUUGGGUCAAGUAAAAUCACUCUACAAGUUAACUCACCACUAAAAAGAGAGAAAGAAAGCUGACAUUUUGAAUACAGGCCCUUCAUGAGAGUGAAUCCAAGGGCUAGUACUAAUGGAAUGUAAGCUUUUUCAUCUCUUGUUAGGAAUGAAAUUACUUCAUAAACUUCACCACUUUUGAAUUUUCGAUGGUUUGUAAGAGAUCGUAAAAGUACCUUUUUGUUCGCAUGAAAUAAAUUCCCUGUAGUACCUCUGGUUGUCUUUCAUUCCAUUGGUAGUGUUACACCUUUUGUGACUUUAGGUUUGUAAACCCCUGAAUAUAAGCCCCUUCAAACUACUAUUAAGAACUAUAAAUUUGCUUAAAAGCUAUGUGCCAUGACAGGGCUAUCAAUAAGGGCCGGUAGCCAGCCAAAACCGCCAGCUAGUUAGCCAUCCUUAGCCGGCUACUUUGAUCUCCUUCUACCAUAACUGCUGACAAAAAAUAAGCACCAUCGAAUGGAAUUGUAAAGCAUUCAUUUCCCAGUUUUGAAUGACAUUGAAUGCAUAUUUAAACAAGUUUAGAUCCAUGAAAUGCUCAAACCGUUCGAUGUCGUGGAAUGCCUGGGACAUUUCAACGGCAUUAUUCCUAGUCUCGCGGGUAUUCUGAAAAAUCAACAUGGUGUCCGCAUUGGAAAAUUCCUCUUGAAUACCCCUGGAAAUGCCAUUUCCAACACUCUAAAUUUUAAAAUGUCCCGAGAUGCCUCAGCCCUCAAGAACUUGUUCCUUUGGUGCGAGUUCCAAAUCCGCCUUCCAUUCAUUAUCAGCCUGCGACUUAAAAACUUUUUGACAGUCCUGCAUUCAUUGUUCUUUUGCAGGGACCCAACUUUGAGUUUGCUACGGAAACCCAUCAGGAGCUGCUAUACAACAAAGAAAAACUUCUGAACAAUGGUGACCGAUGGGAAGCUGAAAUAGCUGGAAAUCUUCAGGCAGAUUUUCUUUAUAGAUAAAGCACAAGUUUUACCAAAAAUCGAUUUUGUAAAUUAACAGAAAAUACCGAUAGCUCUGUAUUUUGCAUGAGCUGCAAAUUAAUGUAACAUUGUUUUAAACCUAUGAUUAUAGUAGUGGAUGAACAUGUUACUACUUACAAGUGAACAUAAGUGGAACUUGUAGCUUAGAGUCAGAUUGAACUGAUAAGUGUUGUGGAUGAUUUUCGGUAUUUUUAAGGUUAUAUUGAGCAACUAAUGCUGAGGGUUGUCUUGCAGCAUUUAAUAACUGUGUUUGCAAAUAAAUUCAAAGAUCUUCUGUUUGUAUCUAUGUUUUGCUUUUUAUUCUCAUGUAU
Porites lobata is the source of this 4927-nucleotide messenger RNA. Lineage: Eukaryota; Metazoa; Cnidaria; Anthozoa; Scleractinia; Poritidae. The record is from the annotation of a GenBank genome assembly.